AUGAAAUUCUUUGCUACUGCCGCAGUAUUGGCUUCCGGCGCCAAUGCUCUUGCUAUUCGUGGUGAAAGCUGUUGCUUUACAUUAACUGCAUCAGGCGGCAUAUCCGGCAGGGUCGGUCAGUUAGAUGAUGGCCAGAACCGCAUCGAUGGUGGCUUGCCUCCAGCCACGUUCUGUAUAACUCCCGAGGGCACUAUCACCGACAGCAGUGGCCGCGGAUGUAUUCUCACGCCUCCUACAACCCAGCUGCAAUGUGACACAGGAGCUAUCCCCGACUCAGGAUUCUCUGUCAGCAGCUCCGGUCAGCUCACUUCCAAUGGAACUUCUGAUUUUGUUGCUUGUCAAACCGGGGAUCACGGUGCAUUCAAUGUCUACACGAACCCUCCCCCCAGCGACGUGACAGAUUGUUUUCAUGUCACUCUUACAGCCGACCAAUGCGUACCUUCUGCGUCGUUAUCGGUAAGGCUAAGUACGCCACCAGCUUCUCCGACUUCAACUGCUAGUCCUCCAGGAAGUCCUCCCGGAAGCCCAUCUGUUGUUGUUACUGUCCAUGAAACUGUGUGUACUCCAGGCCCCAGCAGUCUAGGCCAAGAGACUUCUCCUGUUCCGGCUCAGACCAACACACCGGGACCAUCACGAACCAGCACACCAUGUAGCACCAAUCUUGUCUCCGGCAGUUUUGAAUUUCCUCAUCUCAUCAUCCCUAUCGACUCCUCUUCUCCUAACACUGCAGCCGGCACUCAAUUCAACGUCGAAGUUACCGCUACCAUUUCUACUAUUUUCAAUUUUGACAUUCCUGCCUCCGAUGCUGGAAAGACCUGCUCUUUAGUGUUCCAUUUCCCACAACAAAAGGAUCUCCGGACGUCCUUGUUCACCUUCAGUGGUGAUGGCAAGGUGGACUUUGCUGAGCUGAGCUUUCCUGCAACUCAAUCUACGACUUUCAACAAUACUCCCUCAGUCAAGACAGAUUUUGGUGUAACUACCAUUAGUCCAGGCAAUUUCUACGUGAUUUCCACUUUCGCUUGCCCGGCAGGUCAAGCUGUAACGUUCGAAAUGAAAGAGGCCGGGACUACUGAUUUCACUUUCUUUGAGGACUUCAAUCCUUCCCCGAUUGGUCUGUUUAUUGCCACUUGCUAA
This is a messenger RNA of Talaromyces marneffei, 1134 nucleotides long. RefSeq lists its product as uncharacterized. The record is from RefSeq and is a predicted model, not a curated record. Lineage: Eukaryota; Fungi; Ascomycota; Eurotiomycetes; Eurotiales; Trichocomaceae. The transcript has 3 exons. Bases 1 to 1134 code for a protein of 377 amino acids.